Dromaius novaehollandiae (emu) is the source of this 1263-nucleotide messenger RNA. It is a transcript of the gene LRRC14, whose product is annotated as leucine rich repeat containing 14. The record is from RefSeq and is a predicted model, not a curated record. Gene Ontology annotation, molecular function: protein binding. NCBI's taxonomy places the organism in Eukaryota, Metazoa, Chordata, Aves, Casuariiformes, Dromaiidae. Gene Ontology annotation, cellular component: cytoplasm. The transcript is spliced from 2 exons. Bases 1 to 1263 code for a protein of 420 amino acids.
AUGCCGGAUUUCUCUUCUUGCGCGUUCACUUGUCUCUUGUGUUUGCGCAGCAAGAGGCGGUGCCUGCAGGUGCUGGACAUGACGGGCCUUCAGGACGACGGCGUGGACCACGGCCCCGAGAGCAUGAGCCUGUGGUCCAGGACGGUGACGCUGGCCAAAGCCUGCAUCGACCUCUCCAAGCGCCAGAGCAAGUGCGUCGAGCGCACUUCCAAGCGGAGGAAGGGCCCUUACAGCAGCGCGGUGGCCCCGCCGCCCCCGCGGCCCGUUUCCGUGGAGGUCCGCGUGGAUCUCUUCGUCAACAGCACGUCCUACGGGGUCCUGAAGGACGCCCUGCAGAGCAACGCCCACAGCGCCCUGCGCCUCAAGUGCCGGGACUUCCGGGCGGAGGAGCUCUCCAUCGCCAGCACCGUGGGCCUGCUGGAGUUCCUGGACCCCGGCAGCGUGCGGCAGGUGGACCUGCGCUUCAACAACCUGGGGCUCUCGGGCCUCCGGGUGGUCCUCCCGCACAUGGCCAAGUUCACCAACCUCGUCAGCCUGAAGCUGCCCUACAGCAACAUCGACGUGCGGCGGCUCUCGGCGGGCAUGGAGGGGAGCCUCCACUACUUUGCCGCUCAGCUCGGGAGGCUGUCGCGUCUCAAGGAGCUGAAUUUGGGUUCCUCCAGGCUUUCGGGGAAACUGAGGCAACUUCUCGGCGAUCUGCAGGGUCCCCUGGAGAGCCUCGAGCUUGCCUUCUGCUACCUUCUCCCCAGCGACCUCAGCUACCUGUCCCAGAGCCUCCACACGCCGGCGCUGAAGAAGCUGGACCUGAGCGGCAACAACCUCUCCGACUCCCUGCUUCAGCCCUUCCAGCGCCUUCUGGGAGAGGCCUCGUCCUCGCUGCUCCACCUGGACAUCAUGGAGUGCCGCCUGACGGACGCGCACCUGGACGCGCUGCUGCCGGCGCUGUGCCGCUGCGCCCGCCUCCGCUACCUGGGCGUCUUCGGCAACCCGCUUUCCACGCGGGGGCUCAAGACCUUGCUGCAGAGGACGGCGGCCCUGGCGGACCUGCGCCUGGUCGUUUACCCCUACCCCGUGGACUGCUACGCCGAGCAGCUGCCCUGGCCGCCCUCCUCCUCCAGCCUCUUGAACGGCUCCGUGGACGAGGAGCGGUUCUCCCGGGUGAGCGCCGAGCUGCAGCGCAUGCUGCUGAGCUCCAGCCGCGCCGGCGCCGUCUGGACGACGAACCUCUGCAGGCACAGCACCCUCGACUACUUCAGCUUGUAG